AUGAUGAGUUACACGUCACACUCGUACCAGAUAAGAUAUAUAACGGAUAUACCUAGACGGAACAGGGUGUGUUUUACGUGAACUUUGUCAAGAACUGGAUUGUGUUUCUGGAAGAAAUAUAGACUUUAACAAAACAGCAUAUGCCACUUCAUUGGUACGGAAAACAAAGAAAGUGACGAUGGGCUCAACAUGGUCUUAUGGUACCAGCAUAGAUGCAGUAGAUAGAAAUGUUGAAGGAAUAUGGACGGAGGGAUUACGAAACACAACGCCAGACUACGGACAGGUAGGAAGCAAUUUUAAUGGCUGGCGAAAACCUGUUUCGAAAUUUGCUCGAAAUGAAGUCACGCUUGCUGAACGCCUUCGAGAAAACGUUUACAUAGGAGAAUACGAUAUAUCGGACGAACUUUGGCAGAAAUCCUGCGGUGUUGUAGAUGAAAUAACGCGAUUCUUUCAUGUCACACUGAAGAAAGUAACUUCAAGGUAUUAUCCUGGCCUCAGUUUUGGUGAUUUUGUGAAGCAGGGUAGUUCUCGCGAGGGUUUGAAAAUUCGACACCCCGACGAGUUUGAUAUGAUUCUUCCAUUCACCAUUGAAGGAGUUGAUAUACACGCUGUUCCAGCUCUCGAUAGAAGCGGAGAGCUGAUUCCGGCACACAUGAAACUACAGAUUACAAAAUAUACACAGAUUCAGAAUGUCAUGAAUGGCAGCCGGUACCAAUCGCUGAAAAAUAACGGCGUAUUUGAAAAGUGUGGCACUGAUCUGUUUCUUAACGCAAUGUGCUUCCAGACGCGGGUAGUAUCAUCCAUCAUGGAUACCACCAUAGCAGAGAUACAGAAAGAAAUCGACACGAAGAACAGGAAUCAAGCUUGCUUUUUUACACUCAGUAAAACAAGCGUGUUUCCGCCAACGUAUAGAUUCAAAAUAAAAAUAGAUGCUGAUUUUGAUGAACUCUCAAUUUUUUUCCGGUUUAUUUCAACGCUUAGGGACAUUGUAUAUGAAGAAGCUGCAACUCCAAUGUGGAACGCCACGCACACAGUGAUUGAGUUCGAUAUUGUGCCGGGGCUGCUACUUCAAACCGAUUCUGUCCCUAAUCCAGACAGCUGGUGGUUUUCAAUGACAUGUGAUAGAUACGCCGUCAUGAAGUGGAUCCACAAAGGACGUUACGCGGAUGAUUAUUCUGAGCCGAAUCUGCUUUGGAGGGAGAGCUCGUGCGGGUACGAGAAGCAUAUAAUCGAUGUCAGUAGAAGGAACAAAAGUGACGUCUACAUCCUGACAGCUUGUAGGAUAUUAAAGGCCUACUUAGACGGCUUGGGGAACUCCUCACAACUAUGUAGUCUUCUAUCGUCCUACCACAUCAAGAACAUCGCGAUCCACUGUAUUCUUCUUCAGCUGCGCGUUUCUGGCGUCAAGGAAGCUUUGGGUUACCUCAUUGCGUUCCUGGAGAUAGGUCUUGAAAUGAAGUUCUUGCCACAUUAUUUCUACGGAAAUCCUUACAUUUCGAACAUGUUUCCGAAAUUAUCAGAAAACGCUAACCAGAGACGUCUCAACCUGUUCAGAAAAAUCCCUCAUGACCACUUUGCACAGGCCAUACUUUCAAUGAGGCGGAUGAAAGCCGAUUUACACGAUUUGUUUACCGAAAGUAGUCAUCUUGGUAACCACCGGAGUAUCGACUCCUUCAGAAACCUCUGCUCUGAAGACACAAGUGGCAGAUGCCUGCUGAUGUGAGUCUUCACUGGUGCAGACAUUGAUUAUUAGUCAUGCUCAUCAUAUAGGGAAAGAAUGCUUUUGGACAAGGAAAUUUGCAUGAGCAUAAACAACUGAUGAUGUUGAUUCAUAUUGAACAAUUUUGAACAAGGGAACGAAAACUGAAACCCGCAAUUUUCUCAUACCUUCAUUUGAUGUCUGAUUUUUAAAAAUAUGUAUCAUCAAAUUGUGUUAAGGUUUCCUUAAGCUGAAGUGAUACAAAUUCUCGAAUCAGUAUCACACUGUGUAUAUCCUCACGGAGUGUACUAGCUGUAUCAUCACCUAAGCAGGUGAUACAUAACUGGUUUUUGUUUAUAUGUUCAUUGUAUAUUGUAGUAUUACAUUACGAGUAAGUAGCAUAGUGAAUUACACUAUGGACAAAUUGCCAUCAAGGAUUCAAAUGAAGUUCGAUGUUAUAGAUUAUAAUCAUAAAUGUGUUUUGCAGUUUUGUUGAACUACCCGAGUUCCCGAUGUGAGGACAUGCAGUUAGGUGGAUUUGACCUAUAUUUACGUGGCGGGUGUCAUGUCAUGAUACAUUUUGACGUCACAAUACAACCUACCAAAAUUGACGCCAAAAUAAACAAUCCACUUUUAGGUCAUCAUUUGAGGAACAACAAAGGACAACAAAUACAGAUACAUGUACAUAGUUGCAGGCAUGACUUUAGCAACAGACUUUUGACAAACAUUUUCUUUGUUUUUCAUGCAACGAUCUGUGUUGUUAGAAACAUUUAACCAGGUCUUAAUAUAUCGAUUAACAUUGAUUCUUUUGACUCUCUUUAUACAAUGUAUGUCUUCUGUAGCUUGAUCUAGAUAUAUACAUUGCAGAAAGUUGUUUAAUAUUGUUAAUUAAUAUUUGCAUUUCCCAACUGCAUACAAAAAACUUUAUAUAUUCGGUAUUGGUGAAGAUUCAGUUAUCAUUGUUUACCACU
Mizuhopecten yessoensis (Yesso scallop) is the source of this 2670-nucleotide messenger RNA. RefSeq lists its product as uncharacterized. The record is from RefSeq and is a predicted model, not a curated record. Bases 179 to 1723 code for a protein of 514 amino acids. NCBI's taxonomy places the organism in Eukaryota, Metazoa, Mollusca, Bivalvia, Pectinida, Pectinidae. The transcript has 2 exons.